AUGUCCUGGGUUAGCCCAAAAGAAGACUACGACGGUAGCACAACAGAAAGUGAGGCGGCCGUGCGAUGCCGGCAGGCGAUCACGCCGGAGAGCAUCGUGCUGCUGGUGACGGAGGAGGACCUGGACGAGCUGUGCGGGCAGGUGCGCGACAGCCUGGACGCGCUGGCGCGGGUCGCGGCCUCGUGCGCCGCGCUCGGCGACGACGACCGCGACGUCUACCAGGCGCUGCUGCGCGGCGUCGCCACGCUGCACGCGGACCUCUGCGCGCCCUCGCAGCCCGCCGGGCUGCGCGCGAGCUUCCUCCAGCACAGCGCCUGCCUCAGGAACCUGUCGCAGCAGCUGCAGGAGUGCGCCGGGCCGCGCGACUGGACGGAGUCUGAGGACGAGCGCGCCGUGUGCGCCACCUACGAGCGCAUCGCCACCUGCUACCACUCCGCCACGGCCGUCGCGUGCGGCUCCGAGGCCGCCGACCUCAUGCGCCAGCUCGUCGUCUCCGUUGCCAGCAGCGUUCUCGGUGAGUGCAAGGGCAAGCUCGCACACACCGAGUUAUCGUAA
Molecule: messenger RNA, 555 nt
Organism: Schistocerca cancellata (South American locust)
Lineage: Eukaryota; Metazoa; Arthropoda; Insecta; Orthoptera; Acrididae
Exons: 3
Coding region: 1-555 (184 amino acids)
Source: RefSeq, a predicted model, not a curated record